AAAUGUGAAUAUUUUCUCGAUUAUUUGCUCCAUACAGCUAAAGAAAUGAUUAAAACUGACUAACUUCUGAUUGUGGACAAAAUAGGGAAAGCACUGAUCCUCAUUUUCUGGAGCAAACAAUCCUCUAUUAAUUGAGGAAAUAAUAGACAGAUUUAGUCGCAGCCAGUCGAUAUACAUGUUUUCCUUGCAGGUUAGCUUACCCUCUAGUUGUGAGUUUGACAUGUUUUUCAAAAGCCCUCGUGCUUCUGUUGUGAGACGGUAGACAGAAGGAGACAAACCUCACGGUGUUUGAGUCCAGCUUGUGUUAGUGACAGAGUCUGUUCAGUCUUCACUGGCAUCAAGGUCUUCCAUUUUAAUGGAGGGAACACACUGAGCAUGCUCUGUGGAGACCCUCUGAAGAAGAAGAGGGCCGACAGAGGGAGCCACCAGGUCACAUGACCGGCGAACAUGGCGAAUGUGCAUGCGGGGGAAGAAAAAGGGAAAAGAAGAACACUCUGUUCGACACAUUCUCUUCCCUUUCUCUCUCUCUCUCUGUCUCACUCUCUCACUCACACACACACACACUCUCCCUCUCUUGACGCCUUCUUCUCAAUGGAGGCCAUGAGAAGAAAGCAGCCGGCUGGACUACUCACGGGCAGCGUGGAUAAAGGUGCAUCUGUGAAGAAAGAGGGACUCGAUGCAGCAAACAUCAGAGCGGAACAGUCAGAUGGAGAAACAGAGUUAGCGGCCAGAUUAGCCUCCUCCCCUGCAGCAGAGACGAUGCUCAACGGCGUUGAAUGUGACGACAUGAGGCACAAGAGCCCGUCGCACCACGGCUCCACGACGGGCAGCAACAAGACUUUACUGCUGCUCAACGAGAACGGCGUUCCAGACACGGAGCCACCUCACGGUUCUGUUACUGGAAGCAAUGGAUUCAUUCUCACCCAGCAGCAGCAGCAGCAGGACGGCAGCAGCAAUGUAGCCAUGCCAGGUUUAGGAGUUUCCCCUCACAGGACUAACUGCUUACCUUCGGGUCCAGCAGCGGGGGGACACACGGUCAAACCGGCCUCGGUGUCAGGGACUACACAGACUUCAGGUGCAUUAAGGACUGACCCCAGUUCGGGGACUACGUUGGGACAGGGUUUAACGGACACUAAAAAUGGCACAGCUCCAUCUCCUGCUCCCGUUACCGUUCACAGAGCACGCAAGACCAUGUCCAGGCCUGCUGUUAGCCCGGAACAGAAGCUUCUUAACAGGGAACUAAGAGAAGCACAAAGUGCCAAAGCUGAGAAAAUGGAGACUCAAGUUGCUCCUGUGGUGCAGAAGUCCUCACCGCAGUCGUCCUCACAGAACCAUCUACCUCAGAAUCCCCCAGACAUGCCAGCUUCAGCACACACCACGUCAUCUGCUUCACCAGCUCCUCCUCCUCCUCUUCCUUCUUCGCCGCCUCCUCCCCCUCUGGCGUCAUCUCCUCCUCCAUCUACAGCUCCAGCUCUGCCUUCAUCUCCUCCUCCAUCUACAGCUCUGGCUUCAGCUCCUCCAGAUCCACCUCCAGCUCCAGAUCCAGCUCCAGCUCCAGCUUCACCUCCAGCUCCAGCUCCAGCUCCAGUUCAGGCCAAGCUCACUCUAGGGCCGUUCUCAGGAGUACUGUCGUCGCGUAAGAAGAAGAGGAGGAUGGGGACGUACAGCCUGGUCCCCAAGAAGAAAACCAAAGUGCUCAAGCAGAGAACGAUGCUGGAGAUGUUCAAGACCAUGCAGCAGUCUCCACUGAGCCCACAGACUAAGGAGGAGGUAGCAAACGUAAACGGGGAGAAGGUGGAACACGCAUCCGAGGAGGAGGAGUCAGAGGAGGCGGAGUCAGAGGAGGAGGAAGGUCAUCAGGCGACGGAAGACGCCAUCGCUGCUGCCGUUCAGGAAACAACAUCUGUGUCUGCUCCCGUCUCUCAGGUGGGAGACGAGCUGGAGACUGAAGAGUCGGGAGGAGAAGGAGAAGGAGAAGAAGACGGAGAGGAGGAGGGCACGGAGUCCGACAUGAGCACAGAGUCGAGUCUGAAGAAGAAGUUGAAAAAGAAAAUGAAAGGAGACAGUGCGUGGCUGCGACCGUCCAGGAAACGGAAGAGGAGGAUAAAGGCCAAAGAACUGGAGCUGGCGGUUCAGCCUCAGGCUUCAGCUCAGGCUCUGGCAGUUGACAGCAGCGAGUUCACACACAUUCUCCCUCCUGAGUCCGUCGACCUCAACAAGCCCCAAGAAUUGGCCGUUUCCUCGCAGAGCAAAGAAACUGCAGAGUCGGCGGCGGUGGUGGUGGAGGUGGAGGAGGCUCAGGAGCUUCCUCUGUGCAGUUGCCGCAUGGAGACGCCCAAGAGUCGAGAGAUCCUCAUUCUGGCGGACAGGAAGUGCAUGGCCACGGAGAGCGUGGACGGGCAGCUGAGCCGCUGCCAGAUCGCCGUCAUGAAGCACGAGAUGAUGCGUCCGUCCAACUCGGUGCAGCUGCUGGUUCUGUGCGAGGACCACCGGAACGGCAUGGUGAAGCACCAGUGCUGCCCCGGCUGUGGCUUCUUCUGCAGGGCUGGAACCUUCAUGGAGUGCCAACCGGACGUCAGCAUCUCUCACCGCUUCCAUCGCGCCUGUGCCUCGGUGCUGAAAGGUCAGAGCUUCUGUCCACACUGUGGAGAAGAGGCCAGCAAGGCCAAGGAGGUCACCAUCGCCAAGGCGGACACCACGUCCACUGUGCCCGCCGUGCCCGUCCAUGGACCUGCCACACCCGGAGCGCCCGAGGGAAGAGCAGACACGACCACCGGCAGCUCCUCUCGUUUGUCGGUCGGGGCCGAGGUCAGCGGUCGCGCCGACAGCUCACUGUGUGCUCGCUCCGACAGUUCUGUCGUCCCUGGCUCGUCCAGGACUCUGUCACUGCAGGCCAGUGUGGUGCCUGCAGCGCCACCUGCAGUCCAGCCAGGAACACCCAGGGAAACUCUGGAGAGCAUCCUUGUUGCUCUGGACACGGAGAAGCCCAAAAAGCUGCGUUUUCAUCCCAAACAGCUUUACCUGUCGGCCAAACAGGGAGAACUCAAGAGGGUCCUGAUGAUGUUGGUGGACGGCAUCGACCCAAACUUCAAGAUGGAGUCCCAGAACAAGCGCACGCCUCUUCACGCCGCGGCUGAGGCAGGAUACAAGGACAUCUGUCACAUGCUCGUUCAAGCGGGCGCCAACCUGGACAUGUGCGACGACGACCAGCGGACGCCGCUGAUGGAGGCGUGCGAGAACAACCACAUGGAGAGCGUCCUGUAUCUGCUGAGAGCUGGAGCCAGCGCCACACACAAGGAUGCUGAAGGAUUCACGUGUCUCCACCUAGCGGCAAAGUCGGGUCAUUACAACAUAGUGGAGCACCUGCUGAACACAGGACUCAUCAACAUCAACUGUCAGGACGACGGAGGGUGGACGGCGAUGAUCUGGGCGACAGAGUACAAACACGCAGACCAGGUGAAGCUGCUUCUGUCCAAAGGAGCCGACAUCAGCAUCAGGGACAAGGAGGAGAACAUCUGCCUCCACUGGGCGGCGUUCUCUGGCAGCGUGGAGAUCGCGCAGCUGCUGCUGAACGCUCGCUGCCGCCUGCACGCCGUCAACAUCCACGGAGACUCUCCUCUGCACAUCGCUGCCCGAGAGAACCGCCUGGAGUGUGUCACGCUUUUCCUGUCUCGCGGAGCAGAUGUGUUCCUGAAGAACCGUGAAGGAGAGACUCCUCUGGACUGCUGCGGUCACAACUCCAAAGCCUGGGCGGCUCUGCAGGCCAACAGGAAGGAGCAGGACGCCAAGAACGCCAGGCCCAGUCGAGCCGAGGAGAAAGUCCUGCACAGCGAUGUCGCUCUGGGCCAGGAGAAGGUUCCCAUUCCAUGUGUCAACUCAGUCGACAGUGAACCUCACCCUGACAACUACAAAUACAUCGGCGAGAACUGCGUCACCUCCCCCAUGAACAUCGACAGGAACAUCACACACUUACAGUACUGUGUCUGUAAGGAAGAUUGUUCAGCGAGUAUCUGCAUGUGUGGACAACUCAGUCUGCGCUGCUGGUACGACAAGAACGGUCGUCUCCUCCCUGAGUUCUGCCGUGAGGAGCCUCCGCUCAUCUUCGAGUGCAACCACGCGUGCUCCUGCUGGAGAACCUGCAAGAACCGCGUGGUGCAGAACGGACUCAGGACCAGGCUUCAGCUCUUCAGGACCAGUAAGAAGGGCUGGGGCGUGCGGGCCCUGCAGGACAUACCACAGGGAAGCUUCGUCUGCGAGUACGUCGGUGAGAUCAUCUCUGAAGCAGAAGCAGAGAUGAGGGAAAACGACGCCUACCUGUUCAGCCUGGACGACAAGCCACAGGACCUGUACUGCAUUGACGCCCGUUUCUACGGCAACGUCAGCCGCUUCCUCAACCACAUGUGCGAGCCCAACCUGUUCGCGUGCCGAGUGUUCACGACGCACCAGGACCUGCGAUUCCCACACAUCGCCUUCUUCGCCAGUGAAAACAUCAAAGCUGGAGAGGAGCUCGGAUUUCACUACGGCGACCACUUCUGGGAAGUCAAAAGCAAACUCUUCAACUGUGAAUGCGGCUCGUCCAAGUGCAAGUACUCGUCGGCGGCCAUGGCGUCGCUGCAGGCCGACAGCACGCCGGAGGAGCAGCAGCAGCCCACGGCGUCACCUGACACCAGCUCUUCCAACAGCCCGCCCAGGCCUUCGUAAACACGCCCCCUCACACUACCGUUCACCUACACGCACAGGACCCACGGACACACCAGGGGGCGCCGCUGGCGUCCGAACGCACGAUGAACUUUGUUUGCUGUUGACUUUGAACUGAAGUGAUGCUCGGACCAUGAACGCACAGUCACUGCUCCGUUAUUCCACCUGCUGCCACCUACAAACCCAACAGCAGGGGGCAGUGUCGCACAUUGCCGGACAUGGACAUGAUUGCGAACAGUCUUUUACAUUUCGUUAAUGUCGUUUUAGUGAGCGAGCGAGGGAGGGAGAAAUGAUGCACGUUUUUCUCAUCACUUUGUCGUACAGUUGCGACAAAAAAAGGAAUUUGGCUGCGUCGAAAACUCGUUAAUCACCAAACCAUUCCAGCAAACGUUAGCGGAUAAAUGCGGGAAUUAUUUUUCUUCCUUUUCUUUUUUUUGUGUCACUUUCUUGCCGUGUUUUUGCGACCGAACGUCCGACGUUUGCUUCAAUAAAAAAAAAUAUCAGAAAAGUGAUUUUUUUCCUGAGAUAGGACGACGCUGUACCAUUCCUCACACACGAGGCAUUUCUAGUUUAAAUACAAAAUAAAGUGUGAAGGAAGGAAAAAACUUUUUUUUUUUUUUUUAAAGCAUGUGUCGUGAUUUUUUGCCACAAUUUUGGACGGAAAUGGAGAUUUAAAAAAAGAAAGAAAAAGAACUAUAUGGUGCUGACAAAGGUUUUUACUUUUGUUUUACAUAGUUUGUAAAAUAAGAACAUUUUACGUUUGUUUUUUUAAUCGUAGUCGCUGUAGAUUUUAAUUUUGUCUCAUCUCUCUUUUUGCCAACAGACGCCAAAACUUGUCUUUUUAAAUGUUGUUAGUAAACGCAGUGACUGUUGUGCAGAGUUUUUGAAGGUGUAAAUGAGGAGGGAGGGAGGGGAAGGAGGAGGAAGAAAAAAAAGGGUCUAAAAAUGCACUUCCUCUUCAUUCUGUUACAUAUUUCUGGACCGUGAACCAUUCAUCUUAAAUUGGUUGUACCUUUUUUCAAUAAAUUUAUUACUAAUCCA
Messenger RNA from Solea senegalensis (Senegalese sole), 5739 nucleotides. Its product is annotated as histone-lysine N-methyltransferase EHMT1-like. Gene Ontology annotation, cellular component: nucleus. The record is from RefSeq and is a predicted model, not a curated record. Gene Ontology annotation, molecular function: zinc ion binding; protein-lysine N-methyltransferase activity; histone methyltransferase activity. Bases 448 to 4701 code for a protein of 1417 amino acids. NCBI's taxonomy places the organism in Eukaryota, Metazoa, Chordata, Actinopteri, Pleuronectiformes, Soleidae. The transcript has 26 exons.